CAAUCUGCAUUCUCAGCUGCUAGAACGAGCAGCAUGAUGGGAGGGCUUCAGAAAGCCGUUACAUUCGACAAGGUCUUGGUUAAUAUUGGGAAUGACUUCAACUCCGGCACGGGAAGGUUUUCCUGCAGAAUCCCCGGGGCGUAUUAUUUUGCCUUCACGGUUGGAAAAUAUCCAAGGAAGAUGCUGUCAGUUAUGUUAAUGAAAACCGGGCAUGAGGUUCAGGCAAUAGCAUAUGAUGAGCAUCGGCAGAAGAAUCGGAAAGUGCAGAGCCAAAGCAUUAUGCUGCAAUUGAAAGCAGCCGAUACGGUCUGGCUUCAUUUGCACGGGAGCUCAAAAUAUGCCCUGUAUAGCAAUAUGGGUCCAUAUACAACCUUUACUGGGUACUUGAUAUAUCCAGAAAUACCUCCCAACUGGCUGCCUAACAGUCUGCAUUCAAGCUGGCAUGCCUCUGAUUGUACCUAUUCCACCACUAAAUCAAAAGUCAACAGGUCAUCACCCAACUGUGUGACACCACCUCAUUCAACCGAUGAUCUUCGUUCAGCCUUUUCUGUAGCCCGAACUAAGUCGCUUAUUGGGGAGAACGCGAGAGAUCUUGAACACAAAGCAAUGACAUUUGACAUUGAAUACAUCAACAUUGGCAACCGUUUUAAUAAGUCAACGGGUUUUUUCACCUGCCGAAUCCCAGGGGCCUACUAUUUUUCAUUCAAUGUAGGAAAAUAUCCAUUUAGAGCCAUUUCUGUUAAGUUAAUGAAGAACCACAGUGAGGUUCAGGCUAUGAUUUUUGACGAAGACGACUCUCGCCAGAGGGAGAUGCAAAGCCAAAGUCUAAUGUUAUCUCUUAAAGAGGGAGACACAGUGUGGUUGUACAGCCAGCAGCAUGAGCGCUUUGCUCUGUACAGCAACAAUGGCAAGUACAUUACAUUUACAGGGUUCCUCAUCUAUCUUGAUGCUAACUUUCUAAACGAUUACAGAUCUUUGUCAGGCAGACAAUGUUAA
Messenger RNA from Callorhinchus milii (elephant shark), 996 nucleotides. It is a transcript of the gene c1qtnf13, whose product is annotated as C1q and TNF related 13. The record is from RefSeq and is a predicted model, not a curated record. The coding region runs from base 34 to 996 and encodes 320 amino acids. NCBI's taxonomy places the organism in Eukaryota, Metazoa, Chordata, Chondrichthyes, Chimaeriformes, Callorhinchidae. The transcript has a single exon. Gene Ontology annotation, molecular function: protein binding.